Messenger RNA from Tarenaya hassleriana, 1282 nucleotides. RefSeq names its product bZIP transcription factor 11-like. Gene Ontology annotation, molecular function: transcription cis-regulatory region binding; DNA-binding transcription factor activity. Gene Ontology annotation, cellular component: nucleus. The transcript has a single exon. Bases 570 to 1040 code for a protein of 156 amino acids. The record is from RefSeq and is a predicted model, not a curated record. Lineage: Eukaryota; Viridiplantae; Streptophyta; Magnoliopsida; Brassicales; Cleomaceae. Gene Ontology annotation, biological process: positive regulation of DNA-templated transcription.
CCCCCCCCACAGAGAUUUGCUCCAUUUGCAAGGGCAGAAACCAUGUUUCUCUAGAGAUUUACUUUGAGAUCUCAGCUCUUGUGGUGUUUUUUAUCCUCCUUCUCUGAAGAGGGGAAAAGGAGAGAAGAAGUGAGAAAGUUUCAGAAGAAAUAAACAAAAGGAAAAAAAACGAAUCUUGAUGCUGAAUCUGUGGUUAUUGAUGUUUGAGAUUCAUGUCUCCAAUUCUGAGUGAAAUCCUCCUCUCCGGGUUUAUGAUAAACUCCACAAUCAGGCGCAGGACCCAUCUUGUUCAAUCCUUCUCUGUCGUCUUCCUCUACUGGCUCUACUAUGUCUCAUGAUUUCUGAAACACCCUCCCUCUAAAUCUCCCAUUAAAAAAAAACCCUAGUAAUAAAAAUUUCUGAAUAACUAAGCGUUUCUCCUUGUUCUGCUACAUCUUAGAUUUCGUUUUUCUUCGACUUUCUCAUCUGGGUCCUGCUGGAUCCCCCUGAAAACGCACAAAAAUCUCUCCUUUACCCGUUUGGAUCCACAAAGUUGCAACCUUUUUCGUCUCUCUGUGUGUGAUUGAUUAAUGGAGUCGUCGUCGUCGAUAUCGUCGGAGGAGAACAACAAUCUGCAGGCGGUGAUGGAGCAGAGGAAGAGAAAGAGGAUGAUAUCGAACAGAGAAUCCGCGAGGAGGUCGAGGAUGAGGAAGCAGAAGCUCAUGGAUGAUCUGACGGCUCAGGUUGCUCAGCUGAGGAAGGAGAACCACCAGAUCGUGACAAGUGUCAGCAUCACAACUCAGCAUUACCUCACCGUCGAGGCUGAGAACUCUGUUCUCAGAGCUCAAAUCGAUGAGCUCAGACACAGAUUGGAUUCUCUCAACGACAUCAUCGCGUUCUCCAGCGGCAACUACAAUGGCUUCUCUGGCAUGUGUUCUAACGUUUCUGAUCGCUUAGAGGUUGAUGAUUUGUUCGUGAAUCAGAUAAACACGAGCAUGAACAUGAACAUGUUUUACCUGAAUCAGCCUCUCACGGCUUCUGCUGAUGCGUUACAGUACUGAGAUUUGUAGAUCAAAAGUUCUCUAAUCCCCAAAAUGGGCCGCCGUUUUUUAGAGAAAGAUGACAGAAUGUGUGUUUUUUCUUCUUGUUUUAGGUUUUUUGUUUGUUUGUUUAAUUUCAUUGCAAAUUGGAAGCCGGGAAUCUAAUCUUUGUUAGCCGUGUUGAAAUAAAGGCUAUGUUGUAGUAUAAAGGGUAUUUACGUAAUUGUGUACUCGUUUUAUGUUUCAAGAUAUCUAAUUAUCUA